GAAUGGAACAAGAGGGGAUCGGGGAGGGGAGUUGAAUUCUGCAGUUUCUGAACACGAGCAUCAACCACGUCGAUUAUCUGCAGACGAACCACCAAAAAAAGGAUCACCAAUCAAGAAAAGUGCUGUUGAGUAUCACACUUCCUGUGCAACUGGAUCGUCGUCGCCUCUUCUAUUUGAAGACGCUUGGGCCGCUCCACCUUCGAUAAAAAACAUGCUUGGCUUAGAGAACGAACCUCAACGAAGAAAAUCACCUAGAAAAUCAGCAGGAGAAGCUGGGAAAACAACAACAAGAAAGCAGUUGAUAGUCCCAACAAAAUUGUUUGCCUCGGCGAUGUCUGCUGUUCGCACUUCUGGGAGCAGAAGCGGGACAGCGGCCACUAAUGCGUCCUCUAGCUCUCCUCGAAUGACAAAACAGCAGACAUCCUCCAUUACUGCUUCUGUUCACCCAUCUUCAUCUCCACAACAGCCUGGGGGCGUGACAUCAAGGCGUCCGUCGAAGCUGCAACCAUUGUUACCGACUGCUUCGCUAUCUGCGUCAAAGAAGAAUCUUAGUAAGGGAGACCCACAACAACAUAUGCGAGGAGAUAUAGAUGAUUCCUCUUCCUCCUCCAUUUCGACAUAUGAACACAACAGCGGAGUAGCGAGCCCUCUCUUUACUGCUGGUGGGAGUGGUUUCUUGAUACGAGAAGAAUCACCAUCGCCAGAAGAGUUUGACCCUGCGAUUGUGGAAAGGAUCAUGCGCAAGAAAUUGGAGGAAAGGAAAACUUUGAAAAGCACAACUACAAGUUAUGCGACCUCAUCGUCUACGGCAGCCCAAAAUCUGGGCGAAGGUCAUUAUUCCCAAUUGGGCCCUUCCGCUACUAGUACUGGUAGAUCUUCUGAAGACCCGCCGAAGAAGAUGAGCAAGAACCACCCGCCGGCGUCGUCUUCAUGUAGUUCACGACCAGCCAUAGGGAUGAUGGAAAAGCAGUUGGACGAACAACCAAAGCAGAAAGUCACCAAAGCAGGACCUCCUCCCGCGAGACCUAAAACUCCGACGGGGAUCACAGCUGUUAGCGAUCAUAUUAGGUUUAUAAAUCAGAUCCAGAAGACCAAGACGACUGCUGAGAAUGAGAUGAAGGCUGCACCGCCUCCUCCAUAUCUGAUUACAGGAGCCCAAAACAAGUCUCCAUCGAAAUUGAUCGAGCACACUCGCGCAAAGCAACUGCCUGGCAUAGGGAGAGCACCUAGCAACGGGGGGAUCUUCAUGAAAAGCACUAGCCCCACGUCAAGAAAGGAACAUGAGGACAUGAGAAAUGGUAUUACCACAACAGGCGGAACAACUGUGAACUCUGCAGAGCAUCAGAUAUCUUCACAUCCCAAGGCUGCAUCUUCAGCAACACGUUCUUUUACACCUGGUAUUAUAACUGGAAGCUUUACAACCACGAGUACCUCAAGAGAAAUGACCAUCUUCAGCGAAGGACCUCCAUCAGAAAUGGUAGUUGUAUCUCCACCUUUUUUUUUGCCGAAUCCACACAGAGUGACCACGAACUACAGUGCUAAGCCACCUGUGUCAAAACCACUGCCUCCACCACCGCCGCUUUCUGUGCAACACCAGUCUGAAAUGCCGAUGCCCCGUCCGCCCAAGCCCAAAGGAUACGACUGGGACGCUGUAGAUGACAUAGGCAGCUGUUCACGUGGAAAGCAAACGGAUUUCGUACCUACAACAUUCACAAGUGAUGACAUCAUAGACCUUGACUUUGACGAAGUAUCGGACGAAGUGGACGCCUUCCCAAUGACGAUGUUUUCGCAAGUACGAGGCGGAACAGCUUCACAACUAGCGCCGUCAGCAGCAGCAGCAUGUACGAAACCAACCACUACGGCUAGUAAGAUUGUUGGCGCUAACAAUCCUUCGUCAUCGUCUUCUAGGAAUGGGUUUGAGCCAUCUGAGAAUACAAAGAAAGCCGAGACUUCUAUCAGUUCUCCCCAAUCUUUACUGGCAAAGGCAUCGAAUUUAAGCGAUUUGCUGAUUCAAAACCUGCAAAGCGAAACUAGAGGACUACAGGCGCAUCAAAGGAUAGGAGGACAAGCACAAAUCGGGAAUACUUCCUCAUCAACUAUGGGACCAGCACCAACUUCAACUAAAACGGCCUUCCUUGGAGCUGGAAGUGGAGGUUUUCCUAGUACAACUUCAUCUUCUCCGUCUUCAUCCAACUUUGCGACGACUACGUCUACGACAAGAGUUGGGGCGAGUGCAACUGCUUCGAUGACUAGAGUCGCGGCCGGCGCGGUUGUCAAAGCUCCCUACGACAGUCUACCGAAAGGCCUGGCGGACUUGGAUGGCCUCUCUGCCACGAAACGGCACAAGCAACAGCCUCGCAAACCAAUACUCCUCCUGCAUAAAGAGAAUAUUGACCAGAAUAUUCUUGGUGGAGGUGGUGCUGCUACGAGAGGAAACGCGAAGAUGGAUGUUGAGGUAUCCAAACAUCCAUAACAUAGCCUCUUAAAGUUCCUGACUACCUUAGCCUCUUAGAGGUGGUUACAUAACUACCUUAGCCUCUUAAAGCUUGCUUCUUCACUGUCAUUAUCUGUUUCACAUACACCAUCCCCAGGUAAUCGAUAUCAGUUCGCCUGUGUCGUCUCGAGACAAAGCCGGGCCUGGUGGUAAACACGCCCAAGGUGGAAAAAAGUAACCACCUUGAAUGGGAAGAGGAAAAGAAGCUUUGAUGAAUGGGAUGCAUUUUUUCCAGCUGCAUGAUGUGGUGGCAAUGUUACAUCCAAGAAGUAGACAUUCUAAAGCCCAUAAUGACCUCAUCUUUUUUCAAUCAUUUGUUCUUUCGCGUUCAUGAUGUUUGUCAAUACCUCUACACUCUCCAUGUGCUGGAUGCUAAUUAUAUUUUCAAUUUUCACACUGGUUCGUCCUGGAAGAGCCACAAUGAAUUCAUUACAUCACAAAUCGAUCCCAAACUCUCCUUCGAAAAAGAGAUGACUUCUCAAGGAACUUAUGCUACUUUUUGUUUUCACAAAUGAGUAGAAGUGCCUGGAAAGCAGCACGUUUGCACUUCCGUAGCUGCGAAGUAAGCUUCUGCCAUGAGUCGUUCAACUACGUAAGCACGCUGGAGGACCGCGAUGUGGAGCCGUUGAGG
Molecule: messenger RNA, 3125 nt
Organism: Amoebophrya sp. A25
Lineage: Eukaryota; Dinophyceae; Syndiniales; Amoebophryaceae
Source: the annotation of a GenBank genome assembly